Messenger RNA from Vitis vinifera (wine grape), 1537 nucleotides. RefSeq lists its product as uncharacterized. The coding region runs from base 779 to 1183 and encodes 134 amino acids. The record is from RefSeq and is a predicted model, not a curated record. Lineage: Eukaryota; Viridiplantae; Streptophyta; Magnoliopsida; Vitales; Vitaceae. The transcript has 2 exons.
UAAAAUUCCUUUUCGAGAUGGACUACGGUUACAUAAGGGAAUGUUUGGACAGUUGGAUUUGUCAUCCGAAUUGGUAUCAGUCUGGUCUUUCCAGCUAAGACUUUUCCCUCUUUUUGUUCUUUCUAAUAUCAUCUCCUAAUUACAAUUCUUCUUCCUUCAUUCAUGCUUGAGAAGAAUGCACGAUGAAAUCUUGAAAGAGGGUAGGAUUGUCAUUUUGAGGGUACAUGAUCACUUUGUUUUUGUCUGAUAGAUUCUCUCAUAUAACAGUGGAAACAGAGGUUUCUGGAUAAUUUUAGGCUUGUUUGACAGGUACCCAUUCCUCUUAGACUUGUAAUUCACCAUCAGAUACAUCCAGAAAUCAACAGGGCUUUCUGGGUGUCCCUUCUUUCUCUGGGAAAAUUGGAGUUUCUCACUUCUUGCUCUGGAAAAACAAAAAAAAAAGAAAGAAAAAAAAAUCGGAAAAUUUCUUUGUCGUCAACCAAUCAGUUUUGAGAAGAAAAAAUUCUUGAUUUUGGUUCUGUUUUUGUGAAGAUUUGGGAUCUGGGUUGUUGUUAUCUGGUAUGCUUUUUAAUGGGGUGUUUGCUGUUGUUAUGAGGGUCAACCUGGCUGGGAUUUUUUCUUCUUUAGAAAAUCCUUUGCUUGGUGAUUUUUGAUUCUGUGUCAUUACACUCAGAAGAAAAGAAUCAAGAAGUUUAAGUUCUGAUUAAGUUAAUGUUCUUAUUUGGAGUUGUGAAAUGGACUACUUAUAGUUGUAAUAAGUUUUUCUCAUAAUUUUUUCAUGAGGGUUUUGUUCUGCAAGAUUCACUGUCCUUCUUUCAUCUGCUUCUGCAAACCCUCCCCUCAUAUUUACACUCCUGGACCAUUGAAAUUGGAGAACAACCCACAUGUUCCUCCAUCAAUUGUGUCAAUUCCUGAUGGUGAGAAUCAUUUAUCUGGUGAUACCAUUGAGGUCAAGGAUGGGAGCUCAGAUGGGAAGCAACCAGAUGAGAAUCUUCUGAAAACCAGUCUCAAGAAGGCACCUUCAGAACCUGGUACUCCCAAAGAGGUUGGAAAGAAGAGAGUACAAUGGAUGGAUUUCUUGGGGAAAGAACUUGUUGAGAUCAAGGAAUUUGAAUCCAGUGAAACAGGGGAUACUGACACUGAGGCUGAAGACAACAGAGGUUGUGUAUGUAUCAUUCUUUGAACCUGCUCAACUAGCUUCAGUUUGCAAAUUCCAACUGUGGCUAUGACCAUGAGAAGAUGAAGACGCAAAACCAAUCUUUUGAUUCCAACUUCAUUCUAUUUAUCCAAUGGGUUUAGAAAAGAGCUCCAUGUCCAUCAUAUUCACUCAUGGGUAUUCUUUUUCAUUAUUGCUGGCUCUUCAGCACCCGAAACCAGACUGCUCUUUGGGAAUUGAAUUUAGCAGACAGUCAAGUUUCCUUAGUAAGAAUGUGAAGCUAUUCUUCUUUUCUUUGACACAACAAUGUUUGAUUUUUCACCCAUCAUGAAAUUUCACACAAGUUCUUGAACUUUUUCUAAUAAAUGGCCUGCUUCAUCA